AUGCUCUACUCAACAACGGCUUGUCCCAUCGGGAAAUCGCUCGUCAAACGGGUCGCUCAAGACGAACAAUUGACCGUUAUGCAAGGAAUCCGCAAGAAUACGGCACAGCAAUACAUUCUGGACGGCACAGGCUGCUAUCGGUUCAAGCUGAACGAGACGUCUGUCGAAAAGCAUCAAACUCUACGAAGUCCGCCAACCAAAUCAGAUCCGAAAUUCCUGAAAACGUCUCGAAGAACACCAUCUUACGAACAAUUCAUCGGUCCGGUCGACUUGUGAAUACUCCAAUGAAGGCAGCACCUCGUCUACAGCAACGCCAUAAGAAUGAACGGCUACAAUUUGCACGCUCUAACAUGGCCACGGAUUGGAAUAAGGUAUCAAUGUUUUCCACCUUAUGAUUCCCAAUUUUUCUGUUCAGAUCAUCUUCAGCGACGAGAAGAAAUUCAACCUUGAUGGGCCAGAUGGGUACGCUCACUACUGGAGAGAUUUGAGGAAAGAUCCGAUGUACUUCUCCAAGAGAAACUUCGGCGGCGGCAGCCUCAUGGUCUGGGCGGCUUUCUGCGGCAACGGGACGGUAGCUCUUUCUUUUAUUGGGACCAGAACGAAUUCGCAAGACUACCAGCAACUGCUUGCCCAGCAUCUCCUGCCCUAUCUCCGUCGCCGACGACGUGCUAAUAUGAUUUACCAACAAGACAAUGCAUCUGUUCACGCGAGCAACUCCACAUUGGCUUGGUUUGCGGCCAAUAACGUGGUUCUUCUGGACUGGCCCGCGUGCAGUCCUGACCUCAACUCUGUAGAGAAUUUAUGGUCAGUCCUUGUACGAGGGUCAACGCGAAUGCCAAGCAGUAUACAACGGUCAACGAUCUGAAAAGAGCGAUUCGAGCCGAGUGGGAUGGUUUGGACAAGUCACUGCUGCAAUCACUCGUUGGCAGCAUGCCGAACAGGAUUUUCGAAGUCGCUCAGAAACAAGGAGGUAUCACACAUUAUUAA
Messenger RNA from Caenorhabditis auriculariae, 987 nucleotides. Lineage: Eukaryota; Metazoa; Nematoda; Chromadorea; Rhabditida; Rhabditidae. The record is from the annotation of a GenBank genome assembly.